Molecule: messenger RNA, 792 nt
Organism: Paraglomus occultum
Lineage: Eukaryota; Fungi; Glomeromycota; Glomeromycetes; Paraglomerales; Paraglomeraceae
Source: the annotation of a GenBank genome assembly
AUGGAAUCUAUAGACUGGCUUAUGAAACUGCCAGAAGCGACCUUAGAAACGAAUGCAGUCAACACUAUGUCUCAAGUAGCAACAACAGAUCUAAUAACCAAAUGGAUGAGGAUGGAGAUGAUGUCAAACUCCAACUCCAUGCUGACUGUGAAUGGGGAUGAAGUGAUAGAUUGGAUGUCAAUGACAAUGGAGGAAAUCAACAAGGUACUGAACCCAGAAAUACUUCCACCAAUCCAGAAUAUGCACCAACCAUCAUCUGGCAAGAAUCUGCUGGAAGCUGUAACGAAUCUGGAUCACAUUGGAAUGGAAGUGACAGCAAUGACAGCACCAAUGAAAAUUUCUGACAUAUCUGUGAAAUCGAAAAUGACAGAAGGACCAUUAAAUAUGUCAUAUGUGAAGGACACCCCUGGUUUUGCUUGGGAACAACAGAGGAGAAUGAAUGACCCCCAAGAAACAUCAGAUACUCUGACAAUGAUUAUGAAGAAGAAAUGGUGUAUUCAGAAAGAUGCGAAACUCCCUAUGAUCACCUGUUAUAUGAACAGGAUUAAGAUUGAAGGGGAGAAAGAAAAAGUGCCAGGAUCAAGACCUAAAUCCAUGGAUCAAGUCAGAGAAAAUCAGCAAAAGAAAAAACUGUUAGUAGGGGAAGGCUGGAGGGAGAUGUGGGAAGAGGUGAAAAAGGAGAUGGAAUUAGAAUUAAAAGGAGAGAAGGGAUUGAGCAAGGAGAUGUAUUAUAUAAUAGGAUGUGUAUUGGAAAAUUAUAAGAAAGGGAAAAAAGAGUUGUCUCAACAUUGA